AGACCGGAAAUUGUUAUGACGCGAAUUGUUCGAAAUUCCGAGUUAUUGUGAAGAUCGCUGAGUAUGCCCCCCACGGCGGCUAAGUAUGAAUACGACUUGGUCGUUAUUGGCGGUGGAUCCGGAGGACUGGCUGCAUCCAAAGAAGCCGCGCAGUUAGGCAAGAAAGUCGCGGUGUGUGACUUUGUGACACCCACACCAAUCGGAACAACAUGGGGGCUUGGAGGAACAUGCGUGAAUGUCGGUUGCAUUCCAAAGAAAUUGAUGCAUCACGCUGCUUUAAUCGGGGAAUUUGUGAAAGAUUCAAAGCAAUUUGGCUGGGAACCUGGCGAAGGAAAUCACGACUGGAACAAACUAGUUGAAAUGGUGAAGAAUCACAUAGCAAAGCUCAAUUGGGGAUAUCGAGUAGCCUUACGGAAUAAGAAAGUACAGUAUUUGAACGCCUUCGCCUCGCUCGUUGAUGCUCAUACCAUCAAAACAGUGGACAAACGGGACAAUGUGAAAACUAUAACCGCCGAGAAUGUCAUACUCGCAAUGGGUUUGCGUCCCCGGUAUCCCGAUAUUCCGGGUGCUAAGGAAUACGCCAUUACCAGUGACGACUUAUUCACGCUGCCGUAUCCGCCCGGUGAUACAUUAUGUGUUGGCGCUUCGUAUGUCUCAUUGGAGUGUGCUGGGUUUCUGCGAGAAAUUGGAUUCAACGUGACCGUCAUGGUGCGUUCCAUUCUCCUGCGAGGAUUUGACCAGCAAAUGGCAGAACUUGUUGGAUCGUAUAUGGCACGCCAUGGAGUCGUCUUUCAGCGAGACCGAGUACCUGUGAAGAUAGAAAAAAUUGCGGAUGGAAAACCUGGGAAAUACAGAGUAACUUCUGUGGAUACUCAGGGUGAAACCCGUCAGGAUGUAUACAACACUAUACUUUUUGCCAUUGGGAGAGAUGCUUGCACAAGAAACUUAGGACUUGAAGCGGCGGGUGUUAAAUUGAAUCCGAAGAAUUGGAAAGUCGUAUGCACUCCAGACGAACGAACUUCAGUUCCGAACAUUUAUGCAAUUGGAGAUAUUCUGGAUGGAAAACUAGAGUUGACUCCCAUUGCAAUUCAAGCAGGCAUUCGUUUGGUUCGGGAAAAAGUACUUGGCUUGCAUAUCCUAUCCCCAAACGCCGGAGAAGUGACUCAAGGGUAUGCACUUGGCAUGAAACUGGGUGCGAAGAAAAGUGACUUCGACGAGUUGAUCGGCAUACAUCCGACAGUUGCUGAAGUUGUCUCGCGCGAAAAAAAAUUACUUCCCAUCGGCAUGUGGAGUAAGUUUGUCUUCCGCAAUAUCGUGCGCGAGAAAAGUGUGGCUGUGCGAUGUCAAUCAACGUUCUCUGUGGAUCAUUUUUCGAAGCUAACGACAGCGGAUGUUUCGGCGACAUACGACGUUUUAGUCGUAGGUGGCGGGCAUGCCGGAACAGAAGCGAGUGCUGCUGCUGCCCGAAUGGGUAGAAGCACUCUUCUUGUUACUCACAAAUUGGAUACUAUCGGGGAAAUGUCUUGCAACCCAUCUUUUGGAGGAAUCGGGAAAGGACAUUUGAUCCGAGAAGUAGAUGCCUUGGACGGUGUCGUUGGGAAGGCGUGUGAUGAAUCAGGAAUACAUUUCAAAGUCCUCAACAAAAGAAAGGGACCAGCCGUGUGGGGAUUGCGUGCUCAAAUCGACCGUCAAUUGUACAAGUACAAUAUCCAGAGAAAACUUGCGAAUCAACCGAACUUAUGGAUUCUCUCAGGCGCUGUUGAUGAUGUAUUACUGGAGUACGAUCCUGAGGGGAAACCAUCCGUUACUGGUGUCGUGCUAGAAUCCGGUCAAAUUUUAAAAGCAAAAACAAUCGUGCUCACCACGGGAACGUUUUUGAGAGCUAGAAUCAUACUCGGAAAGCAGACAGUAGCUGCCGGUCGAAUAGGAGAUCGUUCCUCCGUCAAAUUGGGGGAAACCUUGAUAGAAAAGCUCAAAUUCAAAACGGGGCGACUCAAAACUGGUACGCCUCCCAGAAUUCUGGGUGAAACUGUGAAUUUUUCAAAAACAGUGAAGCAUCUCGCUGAUGAUUCUCCGACUCCGUUUUCAUUUUUAAACGAAACUGUCCUCAUCGAUCCUAUGUAUCAAUUGCCUUGUUACAUGACGAAAACUACUCCGCGCGUCGAUGAGAUUAUCAAGGCUACCCUUCAUUUGAAUGAUCACGUCGGGGAAGAAAUUAGAGGAGCAAGAUAUUGUCCAUCCAUUGAAUCCAAAAUUUUGAAGCAAGUACCGAAUGAUCAUUAUGUUGGAUUUUCAAAUCGAUACACUAUACUGUACAGUACAGAAACGUUUGGAGGAAGAUCUCAUCAACUUUGGCUGGAGCCUGAAGGGCUGACGAGCAACCUGGUGUAUCCUCAAGGAAUGUCCUGUACGAUGCCGGAAGAAUAUCAAGUGGAGCUUAUUAGAUCGAUUCCGGGCUUGGAAAAUGCGACGGUUGUUCGACCAGGCUAUGGAGUAGACUACGAUUAUGUCGAUCCCCGUCAGCUGAAACUUUCCCUUGAAACAAAGCCAGUCGAUGGACUCUUCCUAGCCGGACAGAUCAAUGGCACUACUGGUUACGAAGAAGCAGCUGCUCAAGGAAUUGUUGCCGGAAUUAAUGCUGGAUUGCGGGCUACCGGCGAUGAUCCCAUGAUCAUUAAUCGCUCUGAGGCGUAUAUUGGUGUAUUGAUCGAUGAUCUCGUGACCCGAGGAACCUCCGAACCUUAUCGAAUGUUCACAUCAAGGUCGGAGUUCAGAUUAACUUUGCGGCCUGACAACGCUGAUUUUCGAUUGACUGGCAAAGGUGCAAUUCAUGGAGCUGUUUCCAGAGCUCGACUCGAACAUUGUGAUGCAAUGAAGACUGAUUUGGACAAAUUGAAGACUCUCCUGUCUUCUGUACACUAUCCUCUUGAUCAAUGGAGACGAAAACUGGGCCUACCCUCGAGCAAAUCGGCCCCGACGUAUUUGCGAACGUAUGUUUGUCAGCCCGGCUUUGAGAUUUUCGGUCUACCCAAUGACGUUAUCUCUUUAGAGAGCUUGUCAAAAAUUGUGCCUGGUUGUGACGAAUUUCUUGGCAACAAAAACUUGGAAAAGCGUCUCCGAAUCGAGGCUUUGUACGAGAGAGCAAUUGAAAUGGAGAAAGACGAAAUACUUGAGGUUCGGAAGUAUGAGAGUAUGCUCUUACCUGCGGAUUUGGAUUAUUAUGCGAACGAGAUUAGCCUGUCAAAUGAAGUGAGAGAAAAACUGGCAGCAUCACAACCUCAAACGAUCGCAGCUGCAUCUCGUAUUCCUGGAGUUACCCCGGCAUCGAUUGUCAAUCUCUUGGCGUUCGUCCAGCGCAAGCAAAGCUCAUCUCGAAUGUUCAGUUAA
Messenger RNA from Notodromas monacha, 3387 nucleotides. The record is from the annotation of a GenBank genome assembly. NCBI's taxonomy places the organism in Eukaryota, Metazoa, Arthropoda, Ostracoda, Podocopida, Cyprididae.